Molecule: messenger RNA, 1521 nt
Organism: Chilo suppressalis (striped riceborer)
Lineage: Eukaryota; Metazoa; Arthropoda; Insecta; Lepidoptera; Crambidae
Source: the annotation of a GenBank genome assembly
AUGGAAAUUAGCUCAGAAGAUACGUCUACACGACAACCUGGCAUCACCAGCAACACCUCCAACCCAAGCUCUAAUCAAACAAACAGCCAUUUUGUAAUAGCUGAAUGUCGAAGAAACACUGCUGUCUCUACAAAUAAAAAUAUAAAUAAUAAUCAAGAAACCACUGAAGAAUCUGAUAUAGAAGAAAAAUUGCUCGUCGUUUAUUGUAGAGGGGGUAAAUUGGGCGCGGCUUAUUACACGCUGCAGACGAGUGAGUUGUUCAUACUCGAAGAAAUUGUGGACCGUCCGCCGGAAUACCAGAUGUUUCUGAACCUGUUCAGACAGGUGGAACCUUCCCGGAUCCUUCUGGACGGCAAGACCCAGGGCGCCUUUGUACAGGCGGUCAAAAAGACGGUCUUCGGCAACAGUCAUGAUGAAGAGACGUGCAAACUGAUUUUUAUAUCGGCUAGGGAAUAUAGUUUCGAAGCUUGCAAGAGACGCAUCCACACGCUCUCCUUACCCCACGAACCAUCCAAUUGUACUGAAGAAGAACGCAGCUUAUUCCUACGCACCGUGGUGGACUUCAGUCAAACUCAAAGUGUACACGCACUAGGUGCGUUACUGCGGUACCUCGACUUGAACUGGUCGGCUAUCAUAAUGGACCUCCACAGCAAGCCGGAGUUCAUGAGUCUCAAAAAGAUAUCCCUAGCGGACAUAGUGACACUCGACGAAGACACGUACUGCGGCCUGCAAGUGUUUAGUUCAGUGUCGCACCCGAGCGGCUUCAAGCGCGGCGCGAGAGGCUCCAGCCGUGAAGGUCUGAGCCUCUACCAGAUGUUCAAGAGGUGCUCCUCCCGGAUCGGCCAGAUUAGGAUGAGAGUCCUCAUGCAACACCCUACGACUGAUAUAGAAACGUUGACUCAACGCCAGGAAGUAGUUGAAUACUUCAUGAGACCACAAAGCGACGUGGUUGCGAGAAAUAUCUGCUCUUCGCUGCGAUUCAUUAGGAACGUCAAUGGCUUGCUUGCUAAAAUGAAAGCACUUUCCGCAAAAGCUUACCAAUGGAAAUCGCUGUACAAUACGUUGUACAACGCGGUUUUGAUCUGUGAAAUGUGCGAGAGUGCAGCACAGAACAGUAAAUUUUUAGAGCAACUGGCUUCCAGUGAUAAUACGAAACUGUACGAGAUGGCGGUUUACAUGAACAGAGUUAUUGAUUUUGAUCUCACCAAAUCCGAAGGGAAAUUCACCGUCAAAGCCGGAGUAGACCCGGAACUUGAUAGAAGUAAAUAUUUUCUAAAUAACGACUACAUUCACUACAAGAGCAAAGGUUGCGAAGAUACAAUCGAACGAACGAAACAGCAAUAUAAGUUUCAACGGCAGCGCGAACGGGACGGCGAGAUCAGCUUCACUGCAAUACCGACCCGAACGAAACAGCACGUUAACUUUCAACUGCAGCGCGAACGAGACGGCGAGAUCCGCGUCACUGCGCUACCGACCAAUCACGCGACCAGUACUCGUCGUCACUACAGAGUAGCGUCAUAG